Messenger RNA from Lodderomyces theae, 7281 nucleotides. Its product is annotated as NTE1. Lineage: Eukaryota; Fungi; Ascomycota; Pichiomycetes; Serinales; Debaryomycetaceae. The record is from RefSeq and is a predicted model, not a curated record. Gene Ontology annotation, molecular function: carbohydrate:proton symporter activity; pyridoxal phosphate binding. The coding region runs from base 1 to 7281 and encodes 2426 amino acids. Gene Ontology annotation, cellular component: membrane. The transcript is spliced from 3 exons. Gene Ontology annotation, biological process: biosynthetic process; lipid metabolic process; transmembrane transport.
AUGUCUGAUGCGAAAUCAGACAAAGAGUCUAUUCACACCAUGGAGUCGGUCCAAAGCAAGCAAAAAUGGAGGAACAGGCUCAAGGUCAAGAACAUCUUUGAAAAGAUUGAAGAUAGACCUACUCCUCCUCAAGUCUACAACUACAGAGUCUACUUGACUGCAGUCAUGGCUUCAGCUGCGGCUAUCAUCAUCGGUUACGACAGUGGGUUUAUUGGUGGAACAGUGGCCCUCGACUCGUUUAGAAAAGAAUUUGGUUUAGAUGUUGCUCCCAAUGAAGCUUACAUCACCUCCAACGUUAUCUCGGUCUUUCACGUUGGCUGCUUCUUUGGUGCUUUAUUCUCGUAUCCAGGCUCGUACUAUUUUGGAAGAAGGAUCCCUUUGAUUGCCGCUGCGUUGUUGAUUACAGUCGGUUCAGGCAUCAUGCUUGCUGCCAAAGACUCAGUUGGACUUGGACCCAUCUACGCUGGUAGGGUGUUAGCAGGACUAGCUGUUGGAUGCUCAACGAACUUGACAGUUGUUUACAUCUCCGAAAUAUCGCCACCAGCAAUCAGGGGCCAGUUGACAGCAAGUUACGAAAUUGGAUGGCGAGUUGGGGAUCUAGUUGGAUUUUGGAUCAAUUACGCAGUUGACACAACAGUUACACUGGGGAGAAAACAAUGGAUGAUACCAUUUGCAAUUCAAUUGAUCCCAAGUGGGUUGUUUUUACUCGGAAGUGUAUUCAUGAAAGAAAGUCCCAGGUGGCUAAUGCAAGUUGGGAAAUACGAACAAGCAGUCAAGAAUUUAACAUGGUUUAGACAACUACCAGAGACUGAUGAGUAUAUCAUUUACGAAAUCAAUCAGUGUAAAGAAAGCAUUGAGGAGCAAAAGCGCAAGGUUGGUUUGGGAAUCAUGGACCCAUUCUAUGAGGUGGUGUUUCACAAUAGAAACUUGUUACACCGUCUAUUCAUCACAGUUAUGUUGUUCCAGUUUUGCAAUUUCAUGGGUAUCCAAGCUAUCAACUACUACUCACCAAAGUUGUUCAGUGGAUUGGGUGUAAAAGGUGUCAACGCAUCCUUGUUCUCAACAGGAAUGUUUGGUGUUGUCAAGUUUUUCUGCACUUUUUUCUACAUCUUGGUGCUUGUGGAUACUGUUGGCAGGAGACUUUCGUUUAUGGUAUCGUCGGGGUUGUGCUCGAUAUGCUUUUGGUACAUUGGUGCGUACUUGAAGGUUAAUGACCCUACAAAACCAGGAGUCCUGGCUGGUCCAGGAGGUAAAGCUGCCAUCGGAAUGAUGUACAUCUGGAUUGCGUCGUUCAUUUCUGCAUGGUCGGGUGGACCUUUCGUUGUUGGUAGUGAAGUCUUUGAUCAAAACAUUAGGUCUUUUGUGCAAGCAAUCAACGCUGCAUCUUCAUGGGUGGCCAUAUUUGUCAUGUCUAGAUGGACCCAAACAAUGAUCAAGAGCAUGUCCUAUGGAAUAUAUUUCUUCUUUGCUUCGUUAGCUUUGUUGUCUAUUCCGUUUGUUUACUUUCUUUUACCGGAAACAAAGGGUAUUGCGUUGGAAGACAUGGACAAGCUUUUUAACAGAAAUAUUCCAGCUAGAAAAGCACACAAGAUCGUAUUGAAUAGUGUCAAGAACGAGAACGAAGAGAUCUUCCUUGAGAACCACCAACAUGGCUUGUUCAAGAUGGAUACAAACAAGCCAGAGACUGAGAAUUCAUACAACAUGUCAAACGGCCACCACUUUGACGAGUCAUCUGACAAUGACCAAGAGUCCAUUCUUGAGUUUGAGAGAUUGGAGUCCACUUUACCUCCAGCAUUGAAAAGAUCAGCUUCCUCAUUGUUGGAAGCAAUUCAAUCGACACCAACUCCGGGAUUCCAAAGCAACCCUCACAUUCAACAGGACCACCUGAUUAGAUCUCCACAACCGCAGCAUCCAAGGGAAUUGGUCACACCCUCAGGAACACCUGGCUAUCAGACAAUCCCCGGCAGAAGCACCGCAGCAACACCUAAUUUGAAAAAUGCUAGUCAUAGACAAACCAUUAUCAACAGGUUGUCCAAGUCAGAGAAUGGAAGAGAAGCCUCCCCCAUUCCAUUGCCCAAACCAAAGUUUGAUGAAAACAUCUUCAAGCCAGCUAUGAAUUCGAAAAACUCAUCCACCGGUGUACUUUGGGCCACUGAGAGGGCAGCAGAAUAUGGGUACGAUUCGGAGCAUGUUGGAGAGUGGGCAAACUUGGGUCAGGGUGCCCCAGAGCAUGGAGACACUGUUCCAGGAUCCUUCCCUAGACCAAAGACUAUCAAUGUACCAGACUGCUCCAGGGAAUAUGCACCAACUGCCGGUAUCAAGGAAUUGAGAGAAGCUGUGGCCAACUACUACAAUGAAACAUACAGAAGCAAAAAGUCCAGCAAGUACACAUACAAGAAUGUGUGUAUUGUGCCAGGAGGUAGAGCUGGAUUGACCAGAAUCGCAUCGAUUAUCAGCGAUUGCUACUUGUCAUUCUUUUUACCAGAUUAUACAGCCUACGCUGAAAUGUUGUCAUUGUUUAAAAACUUUUCACCAAUCCCCGUCCCACUAAAGGAAGCUGACAAUUAUGAAAUUCACUUGAAGAUGAUCAAGGAGGAAUUGACAAGAGGUGUUAGUGCUUUAUUGACUUCGAAUCCCAGAAACCCGACUGGGCAUUGUAUGAAGGCUGAACAAUUGCAUCAACUUCAUAACAUGUGUCGUGAAAAGUGUUUGUUGAUUAUGGAUGAGUUUUAUUCACAUUACUAUUACGACAGUGGGUGUGAUGGAUCGUCAAUCAGUUCCGCUGAGUUUGUCGAAGACGUGAAUCGUGACCCGGUUUUGAUUUUGAAUGGGUUGACAAAGGCAUUUAGAUUGCCCGGAUGGAGAAUCUGUUGGAUCUUGGGACCUGAAGACUACAUCAGUGCCUUAUCGUCAGCUGGUUCCUUCUUGGAUGGGGGCUCAAAUGCACCCUUCCAAUACGUGGCAAUCGAUUUCUUGAAACCCCUCAAGGUCAAACAAGAGAUGAGAGCUUUGCAAUUGCACUUUAAGAUGAAAAGAGACUAUAUCAUUGAAAGAUUGUCCAAGAUGGGAUUCAAGUUUAAUGAAAAGAAUACACCAAACUCAACAUUUUAUCUCUGGCUUAAUUUGUCUCACUUGCCGGGAAAGCUUAGCAACUGUUUGGGCUUCUUUCACGAGUGCUUGCACGAAAGAGUCAUUGUUGUUCCAGGAUUUUUCUUUUUGAUAAAUCCACAGAAUUUGAGCCAUUUAGAGGAGGUCAUUUGGUAUAACUACGUGAGGAUCAGUUAUGGACCUGAGAUGCACCACUUGGUGAAUGUCAUACGAUACAAAUACCUCACUGGCUACUCAAAGGAUCUAGAUAAGAAAAAGACACCUAAAGGCUCUUCCUCCACAAGAAGUCUGAACAUCGAGAAACCACAAAAGUCAGCAAGCCUCUUUGUCGAGAAGCGAAAGGAGGAGAAAUCAAGUAACUACCUCGACGAAUUUCUUGCGGCGAUCAAAGUGUUUGGGUAUUUGGACAAGGCGGUGUUUCACGAAUUGACAAAAAGCAUGACUACACAAAAAUUGUCGAGUGAAGAGGUGUUGUGUCUUGAUGAAGAGAUCGGGUUUCUGAUUGUUGUUGAAGGAACUGCUCAAGUAUAUACCAAAAUAUCGAAGCGAAGUCUGUUGACGGACCACGGAAUCAAGGGCAGUACGGGGAAUGAUGACGGAAUUCCGGAUUUUGAUGACUACCAGGAAAACGGGGACUUUUUCAAGCUUGGAGACCAAACGUAUCAGCUCCUUAAUGAAGUCAAAAGCGGUGCCCCAUUAAGUUCGUUAAUAUCAACAUUGGAGCUUUUCAAACCAUCCAAGAGAAAUCCCAUCUUAUCACCAAAUGGGCCCGUACUAACACCAAACGGAGACUCGAGAAAUGGUGUCGCGUUGAACCUUGACUACUUGGGAAAACCGGCGGAUGCCAUAAAAUCCAGGGACGAGGAGGAUGACUUUGAGAGCAAAGUUUAUUCCAACAUUAUUGUUCGCCCAAAAAGAAGGAAACACACAGACACCAUGACAAUUGCCAUAAUUCCACAUUCAGCUUUUGAGCGGGUGCAAAUGAAGUAUCCUAAGGCAACGUCGCAUAUCGUGAUGAUGGUGUUGACGAGAUUGUACAAAGUCACCAUGAAUACAAUUCACAAUUAUCUAGGGUUGACGGGAGAAAUAUUCAAAGUUGAAGUUGAACUAAACAAGUCGACGAAUUUGGGGUUGCCCAGUUACUUGGUGGAUGGGCUCGUUGAGAGGUUGAAGCUGGGCAGCAACAGUUCCAAGAAACGUUCCAAGCAACAUAAGCGGAGCCCUCUCGAGAGAACGUCCUCACGAUAUGUUUUGCUUAACUCCAAGGUGAAAAGUAACAAUCCGGGUGAUUUGUUGUCAUCAGUGCCGAUAUCUCGAGACGAUCCAAAUCAAAGGGGUUUUAAAUCGUCGUACACGGUGUUGGCUGACGAGAGUAAGCGAUUCAACUUUACUGACAAUAUUGAAGAAACGGAAGAAAAUUCAUUGAGAGUUGCGAUUAUUGAAAACAUUUUCAACUUUGUUGGUAUCGACAGCGAAACCAACAAUGUGUAUGAACUGAACCCCUUCCUGAGCUUGAAUUCAUCCGCCAAUAGUUCUGCGUUAGGGCUCAACAGUUUCUCGAGUGGCUCUACGCCAAACCCGAUGUACCACAAUGUGUUGAAGUUUGAUCACAAUGAAAAUUUGAUGAAUACCAUCAAUUUGAAUCAGCUUAAUAAAAAAAUGUCGCCACCAACCAGUAGGCCAGCAUUGCAAAAAGCUCUCAAGAAAAGAGUUGUGCCCAGCGAGAUGAAUAUCAAAGACGCUUUUGCAAAAGUGUUGGAGUUGAAGUAUAUUGAACCAGACACAACUGUUGUGCAACAAGACUCGACAUCGUGUGGCUUGUUUUAUGUCAUUGAUGGAUCGUUGGAAGUACACUACAAGGACUCGGAAAAGUAUGGACAGCACACAAAUUCAAAAUACAUCUAUUCGGUCAGCCCUGGAGGAGUUGCCGGGUACUUAUCAUGCGUGGUGGGAUUUCGUUCGCUUGUUUCAAUCAAAACGCCCAAGAGGUCAGGAGCGGUAGUUGCAUUUAUUGCCAAGAACGACUAUAACAAAUUGCUUGACAUGUUUUACUUUUUGCAAUUACCAGUCGCUAUCAAGUUGAAAAACCUUUUGCCAAAAGAAAUCUUGACGAUUGAUUAUGCGCUUGAAUGGUGUCACAUUCCUGCCGGAAAUGUCUUGUGCUCGCAGGGCGAUUUGGCAAAUGGUUUCCACGUCGUACUCAGUGGCCGCUUUAGAGUAGUUAAAGCAAACAAAAAGAAAGGAUCAGAGAACGAGGAAGUGGAAGUGUUGGGUGAAUAUGGCCACGGUGAAUCCAUCGGCGAGGUUGAGGUAUUGACCGCUUCAAGAAGGACAAACUCGCUCAUUGCAGUGAGAGACUCGGAAACAGCUCGAAUCCCCAGAACUUUAUUUGAGCUUCUCUCAUUUCAGAAUCCAGCAAUAAUGGUCAAAGUUUCACGUUUGGUGGCGGCAAAAGUACUCUCCUCUGAGAAGAAUAUCGUUCAAUCAGCGCACAAUUUUGUUACAUCGUCUAGCAGUGAAAACUUUAUUUCUGCCGAUUACAAAACAAUCACCAUUCUUCCUACAGUAUCAGGAUUACCAGUGAGAGAAUUUGCCGAUAAAUUAGUGCAUGCGUUGAAAGCUAUUGGUCGAAACGUUAUCGCUUUGGAUCAAGCGCUGACUUUGACGCAUUUAGGCAGACAUGCGUUCGAUGAGAGCUUGGCACGGUUGAAAUUGUCAGGCUACUUUGCUUACUUGGAAGAAGAAUAUGAAACUAUUGUAUACGUUUGCGACACACCAGUCCAGUCGCGUUGGACGUCAACUUGUAUAUCGCAGGGAGAUUGCAUUUUGUUGUUAGCUGACGCAGAUGAUGAGUCUACAGCCAUGUCAAUUGGGGAGUAUGAACAGUUGUUAAUAAAGUUGAAAACAACGGCAAGAACCGAUUUGUGUUUGAUCCACCCUGACAAGUACGUUGUUUCUGGAUCCACAAGCCAGUGGUUGAAGAAUAGGGUAUGGGUGCAAGGCCAUCACCAUGUUCAAAUGACCAUGGAAAAACACAAUGAAUCAUUGGGGCCUAGUAAGAAAUCAUUCAUUAGCGAUUUGGCAGCUAGAUUUUCCCAAAACAAUUUGAUCAUUUCCAAAUUUGAAGAAGCAACCACCAGGGCUAUAAAGAGGAUUCGUAGAGAUCAGCAUGAGGACAUUACAUUAAAGUCACACAAGAAUGACUUUUUACGUCUCGCAAGAAUCUUGUCGAACGAAGCUGUUGGGCUAGUGUUGGGGGGUGGUGGAUCAAGAGGCAUUGCACAUGUUGGUGUUGUUACAGCGUUGGAAAGACACGGUAUCCCUGUUGAUUUAAUUGGUGGGACCUCUAUAGGUUCCUUUGUUGGAGGAUUGUACGCUAGGGAUUACAACAUUGUCUCAAUUUAUGGUCGAGCAAAGAAAUUUUCAAAGAGAGUUGCAUCAUUAUGGAGAAUGGCACUCGAUUUGACUUACCCAGUGACUUCGUACAUCACCGGUUACGAAUUCAAUAGAGGAAUAUGGAAAGUGUUUGGGUUUGUUGAGAUUGAAGAUUUUUGGGUCAAGUAUUUUUGCAAUUCAACAAACAUAACAAACUCAACAAUGGAUAUCCACGAGUCUGGCUAUGCCUGGAGGUUUAUCAGAGCAUCCAUGUCCUUGGCGGGAUUACUUCCACCUAUAGCCUUCAAGGGAUGCAUGCUUUUGGAUGGUGGGUACUUGGACAAUUUGCCCGUGAUGGAAAUGAAACGACGUGGAGCCAAACAUAUAAUUGCUGUGGAUGUAGGUUCAGCUGACGAUAGAACGCCAAUGAACUACGGUGACACAUUGAGUGGGUUCUGGGUUCUUUUCAAUAAGUGGAAUCCAUUUUCAAAACAUCCCAAUGUACCCAACAUGAUGGAUAUACAAAUGAGAUUGACAUAUGUUGCUAGUGUCAAUGCUUUAGAGGAGGCAAAGAGAGCACCGGGAGUUUAUUACUUACGACCACCUAUUGACAACUAUGCCACGUUGGAUUUUGGCAAGUUUGACGAGAUUUAUCAAGUUGGGCUAGGAUAUGCCGACAAGGUGUUCACCGAAUGGGAAAGUAAAAAGCAAUUGCCCGAGAUUGCUGGGUUUGUCAAUCAAGAUAAGAUGAAGGAUUUUGGAGAGAAAAAGAUCAUGUAUAGAAGAAACUCAAUCUAG